This is a messenger RNA of Chanos chanos (milkfish), 549 nucleotides long. RefSeq names its product transmembrane protein 240b (gene tmem240b). The transcript is spliced from 4 exons. The record is from RefSeq and is a predicted model, not a curated record. NCBI's taxonomy places the organism in Eukaryota, Metazoa, Chordata, Actinopteri, Gonorynchiformes, Chanidae. Bases 1 to 549 code for a protein of 182 amino acids.
AUGAUUACAACCAUGAUAUUUACGAUUCUUGGGGAUCCCAUGGUGAUGUUAAGAAGACCUGCGAUAGCGUGUUUAACGGACAUGAACGCGCUGUUGGAUCGCUUUCACAACUAUAUCUUACCACACUUAAGAGGGGCAGACCGCGUCUGUCAUUGCAGCUGUGGAAGGCGCCAUGUGCACUAUGUUAUUCCCUAUGAUGGAGAUCAGGCUUUGGUGGACUCUUCAGAGAACUACUUUGUGAGUGGUGGUGUGACAAAGCAGGAGAUGGACCUUAUGUUGGGACUGCUGCUGGGUUUCUGCAUCAGCUGGGUUCUUCUCUGGCUGGACGGAGCACUGCAGUGUGCAGUCAGGGCCUGGAGGGCAAGUGGACACGCCGACUCCCUGUCUUGGGCGUGGCUCUGGCGGUUUUGUAACCUGCGAGAGCUCUGCAGACGUCUGCAGCUGCAACAGCUGAAGGAUUCUGUAGGGAACAUGGUGCACAGUAAGCAAAAGCUCUAUCACAAUGGGCAUCCCAGCCCACAACACCUCAGAGCUACUACCACAACCUGA